UCCUUCAUCGAUGCUCAACAGUCGGUUGGGAGGCCGGAAGUGUCGCGCGGUCACGAGGCCGGAAAUUGUCGCCGCGAAAGGGACGGGGCGAAGCGGUUGGUUGAAGCGGCGGCGGCGGCUCGUGAGGGAAAAGAGGCGCUCGAGAUGAAUUCCAGAGGACUUAAAGCCCAACUGAAGGAUAGUGUUCCUAUUGAAGAUUUUGGACUUAAUGCAGGACCCUAUGGCGUGCGUGAUACCUUGCGUGGAGGAUUCUCCAAUGUGAAGUCUGAACUUUUGCCACAUCAUCCCCUGGAAGUUUCAGAAAUCAAUUUCCAGCUCAAUAAAAAUCAAAUGAAUUUUGCUACAUUGAGAAAUAUUCAAGGAUUAUCCGCUCCACUAAAGUUACAAAUGGAAUACAAAGCAGUAAAGCAGGUACAGCGUUUGCCUUUCCUCAUAAGCUCAAACAUUGCACUGGAAACGCUUCAAGGGAAUGAUGAAUGUCUUGGCUUUGAAGACAUACUGAAUGAUCCAACUCAAAGUGAAGUAAUGGGAGAACCGCAUCUUAUGAUGGAAUACAAACUUGGCUUGCUGUAAUUCACCUGCAUUCCUGAGAAUUUCCCAGAGACAAGUAUUGCUUCCCGCUGCUUUGCAUAGGAGGUUAUGAAAAUAACAUGAACUUGUAAAAUAUAGAUACUUCAUAAUGUAACUGGCCUAAAAUGAGUGUAAUUGAAAACUUUCUCAUCGAAUUAAGUUAGUAAGAAGGAGAAAUUUGUUAGUGACUUGAAGAGUUGGUUUGCGAACAGCCCAAAUCCCAUCACUGUAACUGACGAUAAAACUUGAACCCCAGAUGCACACAUGUUUAACAAAAGUGUUAAUUUGUACACUAUUAAAUACAAUUUAUAGCAGCGCUAAAUAUGAAAAGCACAUAAUUGGAGCGCAUACUAGUUAUUUCCAAUGUAAUCACACACAAUAUUUAAUGGUAAUUUUGGAUGCAGCACCAUUAUUUACUCCCUUAGAUCUUUGUUUUUAUACCAAACAAAACACUGAAGACAAAUAGUCCAAGUAUUUGUACAACAGCAAAACGUUGUACUACUUUGUAUCCAAACAUUUGGAUAUAUUUGAAAUCUUGUCUACUUGCCAGAGACAUUUAAGGAAAUAUUUUUAUUUCUCUCUUUGACUUUGCACGUAUUGAGGGAAUGUUGUCUCAUUAAAACACACCUUUCAUGAAAAUUAUCCAUUAAGUUUAUACAUGCUAUUUACUGUCAGAUUCCUGCAGAUUAAUAAAAAACCAUUGGGCUCUGUAAUUCGCUAAUGUUGAACAAUUCUGUUGUGGAAAAUACAUACACAUUAAAAUUUGCAAAGACAAAGACUUUUAACAUCAGCAAAAGAAGUUGAUGAGUAUUUAAAUGUCAGGCUGUUAAAAAUUUAAAUUUAUCAUAUUCCCAAAAAUAAACUGGAUUUUAGUUUAUUUCACCAAUAAUGGAAUUCAUUAGGUUUGCAAACUGGUCACUUUGAAGAGAAAUAUAGUUGAAUAAUUUUUUUUUUAAUAAUAAAAAUAAUAUUUCCGUUUUUUCACUUGUUUGCUUGUCCCGUAUGGAUGAUUAAUCUCUACAGUGGAUUGUGGAAUGAAGAGGGAAAGAGUUUGUAAUGUUUUGAUUGGUUUGUUUUGGGCUGGAUGUCAAUGGUUAGUUAGCACUCUAAAAAUUUAGAUAACUUUGCUUAUUUAAAAGAAAACACUCAAGGUAACAACUUAUGAACCCCAUAAGGUGCAAAUAAAUCAAGACCCUUACAAAUAA
This is a messenger RNA of Amblyraja radiata (thorny skate), 1775 nucleotides long. RefSeq names its product proteasome maturation protein (gene pomp). Gene Ontology annotation, biological process: proteasome assembly. Lineage: Eukaryota; Metazoa; Chordata; Chondrichthyes; Rajiformes; Rajidae. The record is from RefSeq and is a predicted model, not a curated record. The coding region runs from base 145 to 573 and encodes 142 amino acids. The transcript is spliced from 7 exons. Gene Ontology annotation, cellular component: nucleus; cytoplasm.